This is a messenger RNA of Mesorhabditis belari, 1824 nucleotides long. Lineage: Eukaryota; Metazoa; Nematoda; Chromadorea; Rhabditida; Rhabditidae. The record is from the annotation of a GenBank genome assembly.
AUGACCAUUUUGAGGUCACUUGGAGUCAUUUCAGUUUUUCUCACGUUAUCCGUUACUGCAAUUGGAUCAUCAUGUACUUUGAGUUGGCAAUGUGGACGAGGGGAAUUUUGUGAUGAAUCAGAAUGUAGACGAGAUGAAUGCUCGUUGAAAGAACAAUGUCAACUUGGCGAAACAUGCAAAUUGGGAAAUGUUGAUGGAGCAGUUCGGAAAGCAUGCUUUUCAACGAAAUAUGAGAAAAUGGAACAGAAAAAUCCUUAUUGCCCGGGUGGUGGAGACACGAUUUCCGUUGAUGGAGGACGACAUUUUGCAUCUUGUGACCUUCUGCAACCGUGCCCCGGUCAAUCUAUAUGCAAUCCACAAUUUGGAGUUUGUUGCACAAAGCUUCGAACGUGUCCAUUGCCGACAAAAGCCAUGAUGAAUAAGAUCACUGGGAAACCGAUUAUGUGUCAGAUUAAGGGUGGCCGCGUGAUGCCAUGUCCAAGUACAGGCUAUUGUGAACAACAGACAGGCUUUUGUUGCAGUCUUGAUGAUGAAAAUGAACCAUUGAUCUCUCGGCCGUCACUACCUGAAAUCCCGACGCGUCCAAUUCUUGGCGAGUUCUGUGUGCCGAGUACGGGUUGUGAGGGAAAUGCGGCUUGUAUCUGUAACAAACAAGGAACUUGCAGAUGUGAUUGUCCAAAAGAAAUCGGUUAUACUCCGGCACCCGAUAUGAAAAGUUGUCGACGAUUGAGAAGAAGGCUUAAGGAGAAAUGCACGAGUGAUCUUGAAUGUUCGGCUGCGUUCUCUGAGUGUGCAACUGGGGGAUGUCGAUGUAAACCCGGUUUUCAACGAGAUGGCGGUGGUGGAUGCAAGCCGAUAAAUUAUCAGUGUGUUGGAAGACAGCAGCCACAAAUGAAAAACGACAAAAUCGUUACGUGUUCACUGCAACAACAGUCGCGCUUCUCGAGGCUGAAGAAAAUCGAGAAUGCGACAGAGAUUGUGGAAGUGGAAAAUGAAAAUAAUGAGAACAAUGAGAACAAUAAUCUGUCACAAGAAGAUCAAAAAUCGAGAGAAGAAGAAGAAAAAUAUGAAGUGAUUGAAGUGUCUCCACAAGAAAACGCGACAAUGUUCGAUGCUCAGCGUGAUGAUUGUCAAAUGGGAUUUUAUUGUGUGCCCGUUUUUGAUGAUCCACAAAAGCCUGGCUUUUAUCAAGGUUUCUGUUGUCCGAAUCCGAUUCCCCGUGAACCGGCUUGUCCCGUCGGAAAAUCACAUUCGAGUAGUCAGAUGCCAACUUUUGGUUGUGCGGAUUGCCCGGAUGAUCACUAUUGUCAUCGAGAUACAGUAUCCACUGAAAAAGAAAUUUGUUGCCCGAAACCGUGUGUUUCAUUGGAAGAUCUUUAUGUCGACGGACAAUGUUAUCCAAUGGCGUACAAUGGGGAUAGUUGCUUCAUUGAUGAUCAAUGUGUGGCUCAACCGAAUAAAAAGGCUGAACAAGAUGCGAGUGAAACGGCUAAAUUGAGAUGCGUGCAGGCAAUUUGUGGAUGCCCGUCUGGGUUCAGUUACACGGAUGGAGAGUGCAAAAGAAUUGAAUGUCGUGUGGGUCUUCGAGGAGAACCGACCGUUGAUCGAUUGGGAAAUUUGAUACGAUGUGCUCGAUCCUCAGAUUGUAGUCAAGGAUCAAUGUGCGAUCCAACAGGGCACGUCUGUUGCAAAGGAAUCAAUCGAUGUCCUGGUGGUCAUAUUGAAACGGGCGAAACGUGUGGAUCGACGACAAAUUGUUCGGGAAUCGAAGAUCUCUGCUACAAAACAACAAAAGGACUUAAGAUUUGUUGUCAAACGGAAAAU